AUGUGUAGAUCUCACAUCGGUAUUUUCUUUGCCUUAGUAGGCAUUUUCUGGGCGACGGUUGUCCAAGGUGCCCCUCUUACUAACGAGGAUCCUGUGGAAGUCAUAAAUUUCUACGAAUUGUUUAAUAAUCCAGAUGCACAUUUGUCAUUGGCCAAUGCGCCCGAUACGACUUACUAUAUUAAAGACCAUGGCUACCCAGCAGAGCGGCAUUACGUGACCACUGAGGAUGGCUAUAUUACCAGCCUGUUUCGAAUUCCCUAUUCUCACAACCUGCAAAACCAGGAUGUAAAAAGACCAAUUGCUUUUAUUCAGCACGGACUCUUUGGCAGCUCCGAUGUCUGGCCAAGUUUAGGACCUGACGAUGCCCUUCCUUUCCUGUUGUCCGAUGCAGGAUACGACGUUUGGAUGGGCAAUGCUCGGGGAAACAGAUACUCCAGAAACCACACAACCCGAUCUAUAAAUCAUCCGGACUUUUGGCGAUUCAGUUGGCACGAGAUUGCAUAUUAUGACAUUGCCGCUGCCAUUGAUUACACCUUGUCCACGGAAAAUGGACAGAGUCAGGAUGGUAUCCACUACGUGGGGCACUCUCAAGGCACAACCGUGAUGUUUGUGCUAAUGUCUUCCAGACCGGAAUAUAACCAAAAGGUUAAAACGGCGCAUAUGCUGGCUCCGGUAGCUUUUAUGGAUCACAUGGAUGACUCUAUGGUCAAUUCGCUGUCUCCAUAUCUGGGCUUCAACAAUGUCUACUCAAAACUCUUCUGCUCUCAGGAGUUUCUGCCCUACAAUGAUUUCGUUUUAGCUUUCAUGUACAGUGUUUGUCUUCCAGGAUCAAUUGUUUCCAGUUUUUGCAGCAGCAGUAGUGGUGAAACCACUGUUGAUCAAGGAAGAACUAAUUCCACUGCCAACUCUGUGAUCUCUGGAGCUAUGCCCGCCGGUAUAUCCACGGAUCAAAUUCUGCACUACAUGCAGGAACAUCAAUCGGGACACUUCCGUCAGUUUGACUUUGGAACCAAAAAGAAUCUGAAGGUAUAUGGAACCGAAAGCCCUCCGGAUUAUCCCACUGAAUUGAUAACAACUGAGAUGCAUCUAUGGUAUUCCGAUAAUGAUGAGAUGUCUGCAGUGGAAGACGUUCUCAGAGUGGCGGAAACGCUGCCCAACAAGGUUAUGCAUCAUAUGGAGGAUCCACUGUGGGAUCAUGGAGACUUUGCCAACAACUGGGAAGUACGUCACUACAUCAACGAACCCAUUAUAGCCAUCAUGAACGAGUACGAGGCUAGAACAGAGUCCGCCUCUGUCAAUUAGUUUAGUUUCCAAGUUAUCAUAUUUUAUAAAUAUGUAAAUACUAACAAAAUCUACACUUAUCUUAUCUUUAACGGAUGCAACAUAGACAUUAAGAAGUAGACGCACUUCAACGUUGAAAAGAGUCUAGCAGAUUUGCACUUCACAUUCGACAUUCCCUUUUUUCAUAUGCAUAUUAAAUUCUUUGGAUCUAAGCCGACUUUUGUAAUCAAAAAGCAAUUACGCUAUAUAUAAGUA
This is a messenger RNA of Drosophila eugracilis, 1536 nucleotides long. Its product is annotated as lipase 3-like. Bases 1 to 1302 code for a protein of 433 amino acids. NCBI's taxonomy places the organism in Eukaryota, Metazoa, Arthropoda, Insecta, Diptera, Drosophilidae. The record is from RefSeq and is a predicted model, not a curated record. The transcript has 3 exons. Gene Ontology annotation, molecular function: hydrolase activity, acting on ester bonds. Gene Ontology annotation, biological process: lipid metabolic process.